AAUAAAUCGUUAAUUUUUGAUUAAUGAUAUGACCAUCAUACAGACUAUACCUACCUAAGUACGUACCUACAAUAAUUCGAUACCGCAAGGCACAAAGCAAUAGGUAGCUAUUCCGAACUAUUCAGUUGCUCAAACGAAUUGGCUAUAAAAUACGUGAAAUUUCGCACGAAGAAGUAAAAAUGGACACCAUAUCACGAAGAAUACGAUUUCCGAGAAUUUUUUUUGGUUCACGACCGAGUAGCUCAGAAGUUGAUUUGACAAAAGAUAAUAUCAAUGAAAAAGCAUCAAAGGCAUUGGAAUGGAAAAUGGAUUACACAGAGAAACCUCAAGUGUAUCAUAUGACUAUUAGCUUGGUGUUCGAUAUAUUGAGAUUAAUGGGUAGAGCUCCAUUCUACAGAGACUCAACAGGCAAAAUGGAAUAUAAAUUCUGCUCAGCAAUAAUGUUGUACUCGGUGGUAAUCUACCUAUUGGUUGGAGUAUCUUCGUUGUUUUCUCUCAUAGAUUUAUUUUCCGAUAAAAAGACUUCGUUUAAUAGUCAAGUUGAUGGUGCUUUGACAUCAUUCAUGAUAGCUCCUCAAUUAAUCACACCUGUCUUAUCUUGGAUUCAGAUGCGAAGUCACCAAGAAUAUCUAGAUAAAUGGGUCGUUUUUCAAGAAAAAUACGAACAAGUUACAAUGAAUAAUUUUCCAAGAGUUAAAUUCAGUGUGGUGAAAAUGUGUUUAUUCGUUUUCUCUUUCGUCUUGAUGAUAGUUCUGAUAAUACCGCAUUAUUUAAUCGACAACCUUCGCUGGUAUCAUUUCCCAGGGUAUUUAUUCAACGUUGUUGGCACAUUAUGCCAUUUUGUUUAUUGGAAACUGACAUCUUCUAUGAUAACAAUAAUUUCUAAAAAAUUUCACGAGAAUUUUCGCAAAGAAGUAGUUAAUGCCAAAGGAUACACCGCUAAAAUAGAAGAUUAUCGUCUUCUUUGGAUGACGCUGAGUCAACUGAUACAGAAUUGUGGAUCUAGCAGUUGCGGCAUCGUUUCUGUAUUCAUCAUUACGAAUAUGAUUUAUUUGGUUUGCAUUAUUUAUAACACAGGAUUCGAUAGCUUGGAACACUACAAGUCGUCAAAUUUUCAUUCCAUUAUUGCUGCUGUCUUGGUAACAAUAUUUUGGUGGGUCAUUUUAAUGACCUAUUGUGAAGCUGGAUACAAGAUGACCGAAAGUAGUAUGCAAGGGAUAUUACAUAGCAUUUUAGAAAUUAAAAAUCAUAACAUUCUGUCCUACGAAGAUGAAUUACACGUCAACAUAUUUCUGCAUACAUUAAAGCAAUACUCAUCCGAAGCUACAGUCUCAGAUUACUUUGUCAUCAACAGAUCACUUUUUGGAAGCAUUAUCACCGCUUUAGUAACAUACGUCAUUGUAAUGAUACAAUUCCACGUAAAUAAUGUCUCAUCGACAGCGCAAUUACCCGCAAAUAACGUUUCAGCGCCACUAUCACAGGGACCAGCACCGACAACACCAUCAAAUAAAGACAACGAUACUACACUAUAUGACUACACAGCAGAAUAAAUAUCCUUAUUUCACACAAUGAACAUUUAUUAUGAAUAAAUGUUUAAAUGAAAAAAAAAUCGUCAUGUUGCGGAUCCAUAAUACGAUUAGGUACAUAGAGAUAGUCAAUUAGCGAAAAAAUAUAAAUACACAAAUCGAAAAAGGAAAAAAGGCGAAUUAAAUAAAACGACAUGGCGAAGAAAAAAAAUAUAAACAAUAGAUACAUUGAUUACAAAUGUCACAGAUAUAUGGUAAAUUCUUUUACAUACAAUGAUACGAAAAUAUGUAACUAAGCAUAUAAAUAUACCUUAUCAUCACAAAAAUUCACUUUUUAAAAAAAAUCAUAAGUAAUUAGCUUUAAGCGUAAUCGACCAUUUGCUUGUGGUAAAAUAAUAAGUACCUGUAAAUAAAAAUAUAAGUUGUUCAACUGAAAUUAAAUGUACCUACGAAAUUAUGAAAUGAUUCAUUUACCCUUCACUUUGUAAUACAUCUAAUAAAUUCGCUUUUGAGAUUA
Molecule: messenger RNA, 2043 nt
Organism: Planococcus citri (citrus mealybug)
Lineage: Eukaryota; Metazoa; Arthropoda; Insecta; Hemiptera; Pseudococcidae
Product: gustatory and odorant receptor 63a-like
Exons: 7
Coding region: 180-1550 (456 amino acids)
Biological process (GO): sensory perception of taste; chemosensory behavior; male courtship behavior
Cellular component (GO): membrane; axon; dendrite
Source: RefSeq, a predicted model, not a curated record